Molecule: messenger RNA, 458 nt
Organism: Engraulis encrasicolus (European anchovy)
Lineage: Eukaryota; Metazoa; Chordata; Actinopteri; Clupeiformes; Engraulidae
Gene: slirp
Product: SRA stem-loop interacting RNA binding protein
Exons: 4
Coding region: 70-372 (100 amino acids)
Molecular function (GO): RNA binding
Source: RefSeq, a predicted model, not a curated record
GACCAGUCACGUGGUACGAGCUGAAAGGUGACAGCGCGAGUGCAAGUUGUUACAACACAAGGACGAAUCAUGGCAGCAGCCGGGAAAAAGCUAUACGAGGUUUUCGUCUCCAAAGUACCUUGGACGCUUGCAACCAAGGAGGUGAAGGAGUACUUUGGGCAGUUCGGGCAAGUCAAGAGAUGUUUGAUGCCCUUUGAUAAAGAGACCGGAUUUCACAGAGGCUUCUGUUGGGUUGGAUAUGCUUCAGAAGAAGGAUUGCAGAACGCGUUACAGAAAGAACCCCAUGUCAUCGAGGGUUCCAAGCUUCUGGUACAGAGGAACAGAAAACCUGUUGUAGGCAGAAAAUUUGCCAAAGAAGAGGAGGAGAGCUGAAGAAGCGUGGACUGUGUGUGUUGUCUUUUUUUGUAUUGUUUUGAUUUGUAUUUAUGACAUCAAAGUAAAGUAAUUGUUUGAAUUUA